This is a messenger RNA of Solanum stenotomum, 1174 nucleotides long. Its product is annotated as peroxidase N1-like. Gene Ontology annotation, biological process: response to oxidative stress; hydrogen peroxide catabolic process. The transcript has 3 exons. The record is from RefSeq and is a predicted model, not a curated record. The coding region runs from base 76 to 1071 and encodes 331 amino acids. Gene Ontology annotation, molecular function: heme binding; peroxidase activity. Gene Ontology annotation, cellular component: plasmodesma; plant-type cell wall. NCBI's taxonomy places the organism in Eukaryota, Viridiplantae, Streptophyta, Magnoliopsida, Solanales, Solanaceae.
AUCACUAAGCAAAGUAACAAAACAAAAAAAAAGAGUGUAGAAUAUUAUACUCAUAGUACGUACAUAACACCAAAUAUGGCGUACUACUAUUGCAAUUCAAUCAACAAAAUGGUUACAAUUAUUUUUUUUCUCGUGCUAGUAAUUGAUGUGACUAUGGUAUUCGGCCAAGGGACUCGUGUUGGAUUUUAUUCUAGUACGUGUCCAAGAGCCGAAUCCAUCGUUCAAUCAACGGUAAGGUCUCAUUUUCAGUCUGAUCCAACGGUGGCACCAGGAUUGUUGAGAAUGCACUUUCAUGAUUGUUUCGUACAAGGUUGUGACGGUUCCAUCCUCAUUUCUGGUGCUGGCACUGAGAGAACAGCUCUUCCGAAUACCUUGUUGAGAGGAUACGAGGUUAUUGACGAUGCUAAGCAGCAAAUUGAAGCUGUUUGUCCCGGAGUUGUUUCAUGUGCUGACAUUCUUGCUCUUGCUGCUCGUGAUUCCGUUCUCGUGACUAAGGGACUGACCUGGUCUGUUCCCACGGGACGCAGAGAUGGACGAGUUUCAAGAGCAUCAGACGCCUCUAAUCUGCCAGGAUUUACUGAAUCUGUUGAUGCUCAAAAGCAAAAGUUUGCUGCAAAGGGUCUCAACACUCAAGAUCUUGUCACCCUUGUUGGUGGGCACACAAUUGGAACCUCAGCAUGCCAAUUCUUCAGCUACAGGCUAUACAAUUUCAACUCCACUGGUGCCCCUGACCCUUCAAUAGAUUCAACCUUUCUUCCUCAGCUCCAAGCAUUAUGUCCACAAAACGGGGAUGGCUCAAAGCGUGUGGCACUAGACACUGGAAGCGUGAACAAUUUUGACACCUCGUAUUUCUCUAACUUGAGGAAUGGUCGCGGAAUUCUGGAAUCAGACCAGAAAUUGUGGACCGAUGCUUCGACUAAGGUGUUUGUCCAAAGGUAUUUAGGCCUCAGGGGAUUUCUUGGAUUGAGAUUCGGCUUGGAAUUUGGAAGGUCCAUGGUUAAAAUGAGCAAUAUUGAAGUUUUGACAGGGACUAACGGUGAAAUUCGUAAAGUUUGCUCUGCAUUCAACUGAUGCAUAUAUGUAUACUAAUCAGUUUCGUUCAGUUAGCGCAAGCUGCAAGAUGAAAUUGUUAGUAGUAUCCAAUAUCAAUAAAUAAAAAUAUUUACCCAGUGAA